UUCGUUUAUAGAAUAACCAAAUCAUACGGCGAUUUGGCCCUCCCACGAACAAAACCACCGGUACACCGCCCCGGCGCGGCGCGCGGAGACGUGUCCCGAUCCAACUCACGAAUUGGGGAGCACACAACAAAAUUCCGAUCCAACCCUAAGCCCGAUCCGCCCUAGCACGAUCCCCUCCCCCCUCCCCGUCUCCGAUCCCCCUCCUCCACCUCAGAUCUCCGGCGAGCCGAUCGAAUCGGCGGCUGCGGCGGCGGCGGCGGCGCGAUGUCGGGGCAGACGCAGCGCCUGAACGUGGUGCCGACGGUGACGAUGCUCGGGGUCAUGAAGGCCCGGCUCGUCGGCGCCACCCGCGGCCACGCGCUCCUCAAGAAGAAGUCGGACGCGCUCACCGUGCAGUUCCGCGCCAUCCUCAAGAAGAUCGUCGCCGCCAAGGAGUCCAUGGGGGAGGCCAUGAGGGCGUCCUCCUUCUCCCUCGCCGAGGCCAAGUACGUCGCCGGCGACGGCGUCCGCCACGUCGUCCUCCAGUCCGUCCGCUCCGCCUCCCUCCGCGUCCGCUCCCACCAGGAGAACGUCGCCGGUGUCAAGCUCCCCAAGUUCACCCACUUCGUCGACCCCGCCGCCGGCUCCGCUGGGCCAUCCAACGCGUCCCCCAGCCUCACCGGCCUCGCCCGCGGCGGGCAGCAGGUCGCCGCCUGCCGCGCCGCGCACGUCAAGGCCAUCGAGGUGCUCGUCGAGCUCGCCUCGCUGCAGACGUCCUUCCUGACCCUCGAUGAGGCCAUCAAGACCACCAACCGCCGUGUCAACGCGCUGGAGAACGUCGUGAAGCCGAGGCUGGAGAACACCAUCAGCUACAUCAAGGGGGAGCUGGACGAGCUCGAGCGUGAGGACUUCUUCAGGCUCAAGAAGAUCCAGGGUUACAAGAAGAGGGAGAUCGAGAGGCAGAUGGCUGCAGCCAAGCAAUUCGCAGAGGAACAGCUUGCGGAGGAGGUUGCCCUCAAGAGGGGUAUCUCUGUGGGUGCUGCCACCAACAUGUUGGUUGCCGGUGGAGAGAGGGACGAAGACAUCAUCUUCUGAUCAUCUUCGGUCAUACAGUGAUUCAAUCGUGGUGGAAAUAAUAAGUUGUGAUGCUGGAGCUCCAGAAUCGCACCUGUUUAUAGAGUGGCGGAGGUUUUGUUUCAGGCGGUAGUCUGGACUCUGUUCAUCCAAAAGACCACAAAUAAUUUGUACUUGGAACCAACCAACGGAUGGAUUGUUUAUGUGCAGUUUUCGUAGUUAAUUCAAUUGGGCUGUAUUUCUUUGCCAUGUUCGUUUUAGCUAUAUAUUUGUUUGGAAAGGUGUUCGUUGAUUGGGGUUUCGCAAACUGAAGCUGCAGACUCGAAGUGUAUUUCGAUCUGGUUGAGUAAUUCUGUACUCUGUACUGUAGCAGCACACUUUUCGUUCUGAAUUGUCGUGGAUGGGAAAAGAAUAAUUAAGCUCUCA
Oryza sativa Japonica Group (Japanese rice) is the source of this 1479-nucleotide messenger RNA. RefSeq names its product V-type proton ATPase subunit D. Gene Ontology annotation, molecular function: proton-transporting ATPase activity, rotational mechanism. NCBI's taxonomy places the organism in Eukaryota, Viridiplantae, Streptophyta, Magnoliopsida, Poales, Poaceae. Gene Ontology annotation, cellular component: vacuolar membrane; proton-transporting V-type ATPase complex. The record is from RefSeq and is a predicted model, not a curated record.